Molecule: messenger RNA, 622 nt
Organism: Anopheles moucheti
Lineage: Eukaryota; Metazoa; Arthropoda; Insecta; Diptera; Culicidae
Gene: RpLP2
Product: 60S acidic ribosomal protein P2
Exons: 5
Coding region: 111-452 (113 amino acids)
Biological process (GO): cytoplasmic translational elongation
Cellular component (GO): cytosolic large ribosomal subunit; ribosome
Molecular function (GO): structural constituent of ribosome
Source: RefSeq, a predicted model, not a curated record
CUUCCGACAAGCCUCACGCUUCCUCUUUUUGUAAACUGCUUGAGUCGAUAGGACGUGUAUUUCUUUUGCUGCUCACGUUUCGUGUCGGUCUGACUUAAAAUUUUGCAAAAAUGCGUUACGUAGCUGCAUACCUGCUGGCUGUUCUGGGCGGUAACGCCGCUCCAUCCAACUCGGACAUCGAGAAGAUCCUCAGCUCGGUCGGCAUCGACGUCGAUUCGGCCCGCGUCACCAAGGUGGUGAACGAGCUGAAGGGCAAAUCGAUCGAAGAAUUGAUUGCUUCCGGACGCGAGAAGCUGUCUUCGAUGCCGGCUGGUGGUGGUGCAGUUUCGGCUGCUCCUGCUGCUGGUGGCGGUGGUGGUGGUGCUGCUGCCCCGGCAGCCGAGAAGAAGGAGGAGAAGAAGGAGGAAUCGGAAUCCGAAGACGAAGACAUGGGCUUCGGUCUUUUCGAGUAAAAGUUUAUUACUGCGUCACACUCAAUUCAGCAUUACUAUAUCAUGGAGAUAUAGGAGCUAUCAACAAAACCAACGGAUUUGCAUCAUUGUUUACAGUGCGUGUAAUGAUGUAGAUUGGGUAUUGUGUACAAAAUGCGUGACUUAGGAAUAAAUUUUCAUUUCGAAAACUA